This is a messenger RNA of Mirounga angustirostris (Northern elephant seal), 11242 nucleotides long. It is a transcript of the gene TSC22D2, whose product is annotated as TSC22 domain family member 2. The coding region runs from base 1122 to 3095 and encodes 657 amino acids. The transcript has 2 exons. Gene Ontology annotation, biological process: regulation of transcription by RNA polymerase II. The record is from RefSeq and is a predicted model, not a curated record. Lineage: Eukaryota; Metazoa; Chordata; Mammalia; Carnivora; Phocidae.
CUGGCGGUGGCUGCGGCAGCGGCGGCAUUUUAGUCGACAGCGGCGGCGGCAGCGGGGCCGCUGCUCCUCCCAGCAUCCCUGGCGCGGCCAUUUCAGCCCCAUCUUGGCCGAGGGGAGGGAGCUGCAGCCGCCGCUUCAGCAGUUUGAAUUUCAGUUUCUCCAGGGUCUGCGAACCGGGCGCACCGAGGAGGAGCCGAAAAAGCUACCACCGCUACCUCACACAGCCGGAGCGCUUCCGCUCGCCGGCCAGCCAGGCGGCUGCCGCCACCACCGCCGCCGCCGCCGCCGCCGCCCCUCACUCUUCUCAGGAGCCGCGAGGGGAGGCCGAGACCGCCGCCGCCGCCCGCGGGGAGGCUCCCCCUGUAAGGGGAGGACCGAGCCGGCUUUCCCCUCCCCCGGAGCGGGUUUCCGCCAGAGACAGUCGACAUGUCCCUGGGGCUGAGCUCCGGCUAAAGCCGGGGAGGGGGCCGCCCGCCCGCGCCGAAGCUCCGCCGCCCGCCCGCGGGACCUUCAGCCAGCCCCAGCCCGCGGCUCCUGGCUGAAUCAGGAAUCCCCGGCGCCAGACUCGCCACUCCUUCCCCUUCUUCCCUCAGCGUCCGAGAGCCCAGAGCUGACGCCGGCACUGGCCUGAGGAGCCCGAGCGGGGCAGCACCGCCCCUCACGCCGCCGCCGCCGCCACCUCCUCCUCCUCCCCUUCGCCCUCCCACUCCCACCCCCAGCCAAGGCCUGCUGACCGCGCCGAGCGCCGAGCUAGACUGACCACGGCGGCCCCGGAGACGGGAGGAGGAAGCAGGCGGCCCGCCCCUGGGAUCGCGCUCGCGCCGCCGCUGAGGGGAUUGAAUUGAGGCGCCGCGGCUGCGGGAGGCGAAAAGGAAGGAGGAGCCGCCGCGCGAGUGCGACGGGGGCAGAGCCGUAGAGAUCGACCCAGAAGGAAACGGGGAGGAGGAUGUCUCACAGAGCGGCCAGCGUCCGGAUCAGCCAGUGACUCUUAACAGCGGCGGGCCUCAGACCCCAGCGCGGACUCGGACUUUGUCUUUGGGGGCCCCUGCUCUGCCUUUCCUGGUUUCCGGCAAGAUCGCAGAGGAGCCGGCGUGCCUCUCUGCCCUCCAGCCUUCCUCACCAUGUCCAAGAUGCCGGCCAAGAAGAAGAGCUGCUUCCAGAUCACUAGUGUCACCACGGCUCAGGUGGCCACUAGCAUCACCGAGGACACUGAGAGCCUGGACGACCCGGACGAGUCACGUACAGAGGACGUCUCCUCCGAAAUAUUCGACGUUUCUCGGGCCACGGAUUAUGGCCCUGAGGAGGUCUGCGAGCGCAGCUCCUCCGAAGAGACACUCAACAAUGUUGGGGAUGCAGAGACUCCCGGGACCGUCUCUCCAAACCUCGUCCUGGACGGGCAGCUGGCGGCCGCGGCGGCUGCUCCCGCCAACGGAGGAGGAGCCCUUUCGGCCCGGAGCGUGGCUGGGGCGCUGGCCAGUACCCUGGCGGCGGCCGCCACCUCGGCCCCCUCUUCGGGGGCACCCGGCGCCCCCCCGGUCACGGGCUCGUCUGCCGGGCCAGGGACCGCAGCCCCAUCACAGCCCCCCACCACUUGUAGUUCCCGUUUUCGCGUGAUCAAGCUGGACCACGGGAGCGGGGAGCCCUACCGCCGCGGCCGAUGGACGUGUAUGGAAUACUAUGAGCGGGAUUCAGACAGCAGCGUCCUGACCAGGUCUGGGGAUUGCAUUAGGCACAGCAAUACUUUUGACCAGACUGCGGAGCGGGACAGCGGCCUGGGCGCCACCGGAGGGUCGGUGGUGGUGGUGGUGGCCUCCAUGCAGGGGGCGCACGGGCCCGACUCGGGAACUGACAGUUCCUUGACUGCUGUGUCACAGCUACCCCCGUCGGAGAAAAUGAGCCAGCCCGCCCCGGCCCAGCCGCAGAGUUUUGGCGUUGGGCAGCCACAGCCACCGCCGCCCGUAGGUGGGGCUGUGGUUCAAAGCGCGGCUCCAGUGCCGCCGUUCCCGGGAGCCGCGGCCGGGCCUCAGCAAAUGAUGGCAGCCCCGCAGCCAAGCCAGCCCCAGGGAACCGGCCCCGGCGUCCUCCCGCAGGGGCCCAAUGGACAGGGGCUGCCGCUGACGAAUGUAACCCUGACGCAGCCCGGCGUGCCCCUGCCGCAGCAGCCGGGCCCCGCCGUCGGCGCUCCUACGACGCAGCCGCCCCAGCCGUUCGCGUACCCUCAGCUACCGCCUGGGCAUUUGCUGCCAGUCCAGCCCGCGGGUCAGAGUGAGUACCUACAGCAGCACGUGGCCGGCCUGCAGCCGCCAAGCCCCGCGCAGCCCUCGUCCACCGGCGCCGGAGCGAGCCUCGCCACGGCUGCCAGCCUUCCAGUGGGCACCGGCCCGAAUGCCGCCUCGGUGGGUGCGCAGAUAAUGGGCGUGUCUUCCUUGCCCAGUGAAGCCGUGGCUCCGGGGCCGGGACCCGCGCCAGGCGGACAGGCCGCGCCUGGUCAGCCGGCCGGAGUGCCCUUGGCUGCUGUGGGAUGCGCCGUGCCGCCGGGCCUGGUCCCCCCUGGGACCGGGCAGCCCCAGUCCGUGCCUCCGCCGCAGAUGGGUGGCAGUGGUGCGCCGUCAGCCGUGCCUGGCGGCCCCCACGCCGUGCUGCCCGGAGUUCCAAACGUGCCUGCAGCCGUGCCCGCUCCAAGCGUGCCUAGUGUGUCUACCACCUCUGUUACGAUGCCAAAUGUACCCGCGCCUCUGGUCCAGUCGCAGCAGCUGAGCAGCCAUACGCCAGUCAGCAGGAGCAGCAGCAUAAUCCAGCAUGUUGGGCUGCCCUUAGCGCAAGGCACACCCAGUGCACCAACAAGUCUACCACAGUCUGACCUAAGCCAGUUUCAGACUCAGACCCAACCUUUAGUCGGGCAUGUUGACGAUACUAGAAGAAAAUCAGAACCCCUACCUCAACCACCACUUUCUCUCAUUGCUGAAAAUAAGCCUGUUGUGAAGCCUCCUGUUGCAGAUGCCCUGGCAAACCCCCUUCAGUUAACACCUAUGAACAGUCUCGCCACCUCUGUAUUCAGCAUAGCUAUUCCUGUUGAUGGUGAUGAAGACAGGUGACUUGCUUGUUGGGAGUCUUUCUUCCAUUUGAGAACUCUUAGAGAAUACCACGUGUCCAUAAGUGAGCUCAGCUAGCUAGUCAUUGAGAAAUUUUAUAUGGAUGGGACUACCAAGUAAAGAAACUGAUUCCACAAGCCAUUCAGAAAAAUCCCUCUUUACAUCUCCCAUAUUUCACUUUUCACACAUGGGGCACACCUGAAAUGCAGAUUGUUUGUUUAUUCAUCUUUUGUAAGAGGCAACAGGUAUCUUCCCUUUUCUAGCUGCCAGAAGCCAAUUUUUUCUGAUGGGUUGGUAAAUAACCAUUUGCUUGCCUCUCUGUUCCUGUUGUAUAUUGCCUCCAUAUUUCAAGAAAUGAUGAGUGGUUCCCCAAACCACACCCACCUCCUUGUAAAACACAUGCACAUCUAUGAAUGAAGAAUGUAUUUUUCUCUCCUCUUCACAGCUCUUUCAGUUUACAAAAUAGGCAGUUACAUUCCCCAGAACUUAAAUAUAAUGAUGUGGCAUGGAGCAGACAGAUCCAUUGACAAAUGGAAACUCUGGGAUGUAUUCUUUAGGGUACGACCUCAAAGAUAAAAUUAUUUAUCCUCUUUAUUAAAAGGUUAAUAAUUUUAAGAAUUUAUUUCGGAAGGUUAAUGAGCUACAGAUACUACCGCAUCUGUUCUUAUCAGUUGGCAAUAGUUAAUCCAGUACAGGGGUUUUGAUGUGUGUGCAGUCCUAUAUUAAAUAUGGUCCUUCCCUCCCCCACCCAGUCUUCUAAAAUCUGCAUUACUUACCAGUGUGCAUUUCUAAUUUUUGUUAUAGUCUUUCAUUGGUUUUUAAUUUAACAUGCUAGUUUUCAAGAUGUAAUCUUACACAUUUGACUAUUUUGUCACUGGACCAACAUACCUGGUGAAGGAAUAAAUCCAUUAAGUAGAAAUAGUGUUUUGUUUUGUUUUUGUUUUUAAUGGAAAGCCUUUGUGAAAGAGGGCAUUUUAAAUUGUAUGCUUGAAAUUAAAUAACACAGUUUUUCUAGGCAUAUGUUUAAAUUACUAAGAUGACUAUUUUUGAGGAAACUGUACCAACAAAAAUCAUACUUUUUAUAUGGUGAUUUGGGGUUGCCUUCUUAAAUUAAAAUCUGCAUACAAUUUUAGUUGCAGUCAUUCAAAUGCAAAAUAAAACACUGGAGUGAGAGGUUUUGAGUAAUUAUGACUUUAACUUUGUGAAUAGGUUGAAAAUUUCAGAUCCUGAAAAUUUCAGAUCCUAAAAAUUUGUAAACAGUUUGCUUUUUUUAAAGUUAAUAUGUUAGUAAACAUAGUCUAGUUCUUUGAGAAAAGGAAGGAAAAUGGAAGAUUAACAAAAAUGAUUGAGGUUCUUUAGUUUGAUAUAUUAAAAACCCUAUCUGUGGUUUUGGCUCCAUUACCUUUUACAAAGCUUCAUUCUGAGACUUACUUAUUUUGAAAGAAGACCUAUAAAUACAUUUUAAUAAUAUACCUUUAAAAGGGCUGACGGUUAUAUAUAGAAAGCAAGAAAAUGUUUUAAAGUUCAGUUAACACUGCCUGUUGACUCUAUAUUAUUAAUUGCCAUAAAGUUUAUAUAUUCUAGCCUUUCUCACUGGAAAGGCUUAUUAGUCGAUGAUUCUUCAAACGGAUUUUGUGUAAACUGGAGAUAUAAUAAUGGUUGAAAAUAUAGUUCAUAAAAAGCCACUUUUAUACUGAAAGUUUAAAAAUGUGUUUAAAUUACGACACACUUAACAGACUCCUUUCUGGUAAAUGGGGAGAGGUGCAAAAUAUUACUGGCCCUUUUGGAAAGGGAACACAGUACAGAUCGUUUUCCACAGAUAGCUGACCAGUGUGAACUCUGUAGGCCACAUUCCAGGAACUCUUAUGAAUGGCUGCAAUUGUGAACUGUCAGCUACAACCAAAAGAUUGUUGAAAACCUGAUUGUAAGGAUCCCUUAGUGGCAAAUAUCUUUGUAUCUUGUUAAUGGUUUUAUUUGUGUAGUUUGCUAAUGACUACUGGUUAAGUAUUACAAAUUGUGAAUGUUAAAGUGGUGUAUCCUGGUAUGUGCUAUAAAUACACAAAUUUUGUUUGUACAAAUAUGUAUAUAUGUGUAUAUAUAUAUCUCUCUCUCAAAUAUACACACACAUACUUGGGCAGGUUUUUUUAACUUGAUGGUUAAGUGAGAAGAUUAUGUAAAUGUAUAUUAAGAGAUAGAACUGUCACUCUUACCUUUAUUGUAAAAUCUAUAGAUACUUAUUAGAGCUCUAAAAGUCUCACUGCAUUUAGUCUUUACAAAUGAAAGCUCCUUAGUUGAAUCUGUAUUUCUUAGGAGCUUAUGUUUCUUUAUCGAUACUGAAUUGUGGAGGUAAUUUUGCCCUUCCAGCUUUACAGUUGACGUUUAAAUCACACACUACAUAUUAUCCUAUGUACUCUUACCAAGGAUUUUAUAAUCAAAGUGUGAAAUCCUGUGUAUGAAUGACAUUAUUAUUUAGUAUAAAAACUGAUAAUUGAUGGAUUCAUCAGAGUGCCAGGCUGAUUACUAAAAUAUACUUUAGUCAUGAACAUGGCUCUAAGUAAAGGAAAUUAUCAUAGAUUUCCAAAAGAUGGAUGGUCCAAAAGUGUAUCAGUAGGGAGUAUGGCGCCUUUUUUUUCUUUUUUUUAACAGUGCCAUAUAUAUUGUUCAAAAUUUUGUAUGAACUAAAUUCUAUAGGCUGAACAUUGGUAACCUUUAGUAAACAUAAGAGCUUAUAUGUGUGUGGGUAAGACACAUACUAUGUUAGUAACACUAUCUUUUCCUUGUAGGGGAAGUAGGGUAUCUUGAACUAAAUUGCUUUUAUGAGAAGUCAUUUUUUUAUAGUACUGAUACUGUGGUGUAUAUGUUUUCUACUUCCUGAGAAUAAGUGUAAUGUUAAUCUGUUCUUUGAGAAUUCUGAUAGCACUAAUUUGGAAAUAGUAAAAUGUGAUAGUGGAUUCAUGGAUCUGGUACUUGCUAAUUUGGAAUAGAGUUUAGUCCUUCUGUGCACCAGAAGAGAUUGGAAGUAGUCAUGGGCUUUAGUGUUCUAGUAACAAAGAGCACCCCCAACAAUCAGAUGGUAAAGAAACCAAAAUUAGUCUCUUUAUUGAGGAAUGAUUGUUAGGGGAGUAUAAAAAGAUCUUGACUUUUCUUACCUAAAAUAGCAGAAGUUGGGGCGGGAGGAGGUAGAGGGUGAUGGCAGGUAACCAAGACAGAAAACAUACAGUGAAAUGACAUGAAAUAUGGUUUCAGAAGGAAUAGGAAUACUUGUUAGUAGUGAAGAAAAGGCAUCUAAUUCCUUUUUUAAAUAAUUGUUUUAGACCAGUAUGUAUUUCCUUUUUGAACAGAUACUGUUUAUUUCUUAAUUGCAUUACUCUUUAAAUAUUCUUUAAGUAUGAGGAAGAGAGGGUUUAUAAAAACAGAUUUGUCUGGUUAAAUGUAGCCUGAAUGAUGAUGUUCCCUAAGUAAUUUCUUACUAAUGGGAAGAACAGAUUUCUAAUUUAAAAAACCUUAAUAGUUAACAGUAUUUAAGGGAUAUGUGUAGCAAAAUUCCUGAAUUGGAAUAAAUCUCUUAACUUAGUUCUUUAUACUAAACCAAGUGGACUUGUGAUUUGAGGCUGCUCUUUUAUAUGGUAUAAUAAAAUUAUCCACAAAGAAUGUGCAUACCUGAAUCAUUGGUAUAAUUUGGGCCUGUCCCACAGCAAUUCUUGAACAUACCAAAUGACUCAAUAUUUGUGACAUUCUUAAUCUGGCAUGGCUUAGGGCAAAAACCCCUCCGUAAAGAUUUAAGAACAGUAACCAAUUCAUAUCAUUCCUGUACAUCAUUACGUGACUUUCAUAAUAUAUUUUAAUGUAUACAUUUCAAAUUUGGCUGAUAAUGUUAAGAAUAUAUUAAUCUGCUUUUAUCUCUAAAAAGUAUAUUCAUAAUUUCUGCUUUUAAAUCAGGUGAAUUAAAUUUCAUGCAUGCUUCUCUGGAUUGCUUACCUCUCACAUUUAAAGCCCAAAAUUAGAUUUCAGUAUUUAGUUUUAUUUCUUUGUACUGAACUAACAUUUGUUAAAAAGAAUGAACUCUCAUUAAGUUAUACAUUUAUAUGUGAUGGUUAUGUGAAAAUUCUGCAGAUCACUGAGUAAUAAUUUUAAUAGUGUUUACCUAGGACAUGGACUAUUAGUGCCUUGCUAAUUGGAGUAAGCAAGACAAAUAAGUGAAGUCCGAAUGUUAAAUUACUUAAAGCCUCCUUUCCUCAUAAGCUUUCACUAAAAUUUGAUGAAGAAUAUUAAUAUAUAGAAGAGAAACUGUAAUUAAUGUGUCAAUUAUUGUAAAUAAUGCUGGUGUAUUUUAAAUGUUAUUUUUAAUGUGUUAGGCAAUCCCUCUUCAUUAUUAAACAAGAAAAUUGUUUAAUCUGUGAAUGAAAGAUACCCAAAGCAAAGUUUAAAACCAACUAGUUUCUAAAGGAGAAUUAGAAUUAAGUUUUACUAAAUAGUUUUGUAAGUUAAUCUGAAACCCGUCCCUGCUUCCUAUUUGGUCUACCUAGCUUUUGAAAACAAAACAAAAACAAAAAAGGAGAGGGAGGCUCUUGGUCAAAUAAAAUCAGUAGAGUGCUUAAUUAUGUAUUAGCAUAUUAUAUGAAUGACCAUUACAGACAGUGGAGUUGGAUAUGCCUGGGCUGAAAUCCCAACUGUGCUGCAUACUUGAGGCAUUUGACCUUCAGGUGGUUAUUUAGCCUUAUAAGCCCCUUGUUUCCCCAUAUGAAAAAUGGGGAUAAUACCUGUGUUGGAAAGUUUGAGAGGAUUAAAUGAGGUAUGCAAAUAAUUUGUAAACAGUCCAUAUAUAAUAUAGUAUGUAUGGCAAGCAUACAUUACAGAAAUGUUAGUAUUUCAUUGUCCACAAACUCUUCUCCCAGAUCACACCUUAUCAUGCUAUAAAUCAUACCAAGAGUCUUCAGUUUUGAUCUGAAAGUGUAAUUACAUGGUAUAUGGAUGUAAUAAGAGAAAGGGAGACAUUGUUAUAGGCCAGAAAAGUUAUGAUGUUGUAAAACAUAUAGCAGUUGGGUUCUAAUCCUGGCUUUUCUACCACUUAAUUUCUUUAGUUAAGUCUUUUAACUUAUCUCAGUUUUCCUCAUUUUAAUGUUAGAAUUUGAGACUUGGUCAGAUUUUUAAGGUUCCCUGUGUAUGACUCGAUACAUUUAGACAUGUUUCAUAAGAGAGCUGCCAACUUAAACCUUCCUGCCACCAGACUAUCAUGUGACAAAAAAACAAAACAAAACAAAAACGAAGCUUGCCAGAUACUCAUCAAGUAGGUUGAAUACCCAAGAAAACAUUUAAAGUGACAGUAUGUCAGUCAUUCAACUUUCUUUGUGUUCUCUGAAUAGUAAGUUCUGGAAUACAGAAAAAAGACUAUCCUACCCUCCCAAGAUCUCAGAUUAUAUGAAAAUAAUUAUCAAAUAUAUACUUUCAUAUACAUUAUAGACUGUGAUGGAGUAAAAUAAUAAGGUACUAAUUGGAACAGCUUAGGACAUAAGGUCAGUUUUGGUAUGGGGAGGAAAUGGACUGAUUUCUGUUUAAAAUUAAUUUAUUAACUGCAUAGGUAAUACGUUUAUACAGUUCUAAAUAUAUGAGUAUAAGCUGAAAGCCUCUCUGCACCUCUAUCCUCCAGCCACCCAAUUUCUGUCCUCAGCAUCAACCCAUUAUUACUUGUGCAUUCUUUUGAAGCUAACUCUUGGUCUGAAUCUUAAAAGGGGUCACCGUUAAGAGAAAGGGAUGAUUUUCUGAGUAGAGGAGAAUGGCAGUUUGUGUAACUGUGGAAGAAUGAGAUGUCAGAUUUGGGAAAUGAUGUGAUUAAUUUGACAGGAACCAGAGUGAAGGGCUUAAAUGUCAUGGUGAGAAAUUGAGAUUUUUUUUUUUUAUCAGAAGUUUCUGGUUGCUGUUAAAGGUGUUUCUUGAAGCUUUUAUUGUUAAAGUAGUGUGUAUCUUGGAACCAUUUCAGUACCCUUUUCAGUGAUUAUUGUAUUUUUAAUUAAAAUCUUGCGAUAAAGUUGUAUAAUAAGGAAAUCCUGGGGGAGCUCUGAGUCCCAGAAGUCAGAAUUCUUAUCCAAUGGAAUGUACUAAAUAGCUUGGUAUAUACCUAGCUCUAAGUUAAAUAUUCUGUUUGCCUCAAUAUUAUCUUAAUAAUGAUGAAAUAUUUGGUGUAUGUUAAGAUACUCUACUAAAAGUUGAUUUUUAUAUAGCAUGAUUUGGAAACUGUAAUCCUAUAUUAAACAACAAACCAAGCUUAAUUUUGUGAGGCUUUAUGUAUGCAUAAUUUGAGCUUUUUGGCAACUGUAAGGAAGUGUUCCUCCCCUUUUUAUGGAUUAAGGAAACUGAGGCUUUGAGGAUUUGAAUCACAUAGUUACUGAGUAACAUAAUAUAUAUUCAGACUUAGGCCUUCUGACUCCAAAGCCAGUGCUCUUGGAUAUUUCCAGAGUUAGUUUUGUUUUAUUAAUUUGCUGACUAUAAGACAGGAGGAAGGAAAAGCUACUGUAGCUACUGAUCUGUUGUGUUGUAACCCUUUACCUAAAGGAUAUUUUUAAUCAUUUUAAAUCCUUAGAUAAUAAUGUUGGAGAUGGCCCUUGUGCCUCUGCUUAUUGUGUUUCCCUGGUUUCUAUUUAGAGAUUGCUAAAAUUGAGUUUUGACAUAAGGGAAGAAAGUAUUUGCUGAGUUCAAGGCUCAUGUACCUCAUCCUUUAAGCUUCAACGAUUUUCAUAGCUUAGUUUUGAGGUGUAGUAUAUGUAUGUUUUUCCUCUCUGUUACAGUUACCCUACAAAGAUAGUAUCUUACCAAAGCAGGUCAGUGUAUGUCACAUUUGAGUCACUCUGUGAUGUACUACUUUCAUGUACUUAGAAAUUAAUAGGACGGGUUAUUUAGUAUAUAAAGUCAGGAGGAAGAGGAUAUGUUUUGUUCAUUGGUUUUGAAAAAUGUCCACAACAUGUGCCCUCCUUAAUAAAAAGAAAAAUGUCCACAAAUGGGAAAACAGCAUUUUCAUAAAAUUCAGAAUAAACCACACUUCAGUCUCCCUAAGAAGUGCUUUGUUGGCUUUAUAUUUAGAUUAGUAGUUAACAUUGACAUCAAAUACGUUAUUAGAAAACUGGUUUCAAAAUUUUAUUUCUUGGGCAGAAGAGAAUUUGUGACCAAAGUUGCAUAAAAUUCAGUACUUCUUUCUAAUAAAUUUUUAAUGAUGUCAGUUGCGACUUGGUGCCUUCAGAUUACAUAGACUAUAUAACCUUGAAAUGAUCUCAAUUAACGGUGUUUUCCUUGGGCUAUUAAUUUCCUCAAUUUUAUGCCAUUCCAAAACAGAAGUCUUUGAUGAUCAAGCCCUUCAGUAUUUACAAAUGGCUCUUUUGAAGUUCUUGAUCAGCUAGGUUUUACAGACUUCUUUAAUCUAUACCUGUUAAUCAAUGUUUUGAGGCUAAUUGUUGCUAUUUGCUAAAAAUCCCUCAAGUUUAUGGAAGACAUCCCUGCUGAAGUAUUCGAGAAACCAAAAAUGUCAUAUUUUAUAAGCCUGUCUAAAUGUUUAUCCGUGGAAUCUAGACUAUUUAAAUUUUUCCAGAGUACAUAGAUUGUAUUACUCCAUAUGGCUUCUUCAUUUUGAAUGUGUGUAGAAAGUGAUUCACUGCCAGCUUUUGCAACCUAAGUGUAUUUGUUCUGACAUAUUCUGAAGACUUUAGGUCCAUUUAUAGUAUUUUAUUUCAUAGGUUCCUUUUUUGCCCCAAGAUUCACAACUAACUGCAGAUAUGUUCUUUUUUCACUUCUACAUUUGACUUAUGAGAAACAUUUCAUUUUUAGAGUCUGUGCUAUGAAAAUGCUAGGAUCUCAUAACUUAAAGUCAUAUGAUUUCAUUUAAAACCCAAUUUAUUUGGCAUAUGAAUUUGAUUCAAAUUAAAUAUGUAUGUAUGUAUUUUUCCAAAGUCAGAGGAUCUGAAGUUUUUUUAAAGAAUGUCAUCCUUAUAAAUAUAUUGUAACUCUUUAAUGAAUUUUAAAUUCCAGACUUGCAGAAUAACCUCCAGGUUUACUCUUUGUUGUUCUCUCAUAUUUACUACUUUCCUUUUUGAGUCACUGUUUUAAAUCCAAGGUCUCCAAACCUGUGUGAAUAGCAAACUUGUCCCCAUAUGGUCCUGGGUAAG